Messenger RNA from Fusarium tjaetaba, 1470 nucleotides. RefSeq lists its product as uncharacterized. The transcript has 2 exons. Gene Ontology annotation, molecular function: gamma-glutamylcyclotransferase activity. NCBI's taxonomy places the organism in Eukaryota, Fungi, Ascomycota, Sordariomycetes, Hypocreales, Nectriaceae. The record is from RefSeq and is a predicted model, not a curated record. The coding region runs from base 1 to 1470 and encodes 489 amino acids.
AUGUAUUCCUUCAAUCCGUCAGGCCCAACUUAUGAGCAGUCUGCCACAGUUGACGCGCCCGGGUCAAGGAUGAUCAGAGCAGCCAGCACUCUAUACUUCGCCUAUGGGAGCAACUUGCACCUCGCCCAAGUGGCCCAUCGCUGUCCCGGAAGCGUUUUCAAAGGAAAGGCCACUCUCGAGUCUUAUCGCUGGCAGAUCAAUGAGCGUGGAGUUGCCAACGUCGUUGAAUCUGGAAACGAGCACUCAGUCGAGGGCCUUCUCUACAUGAUCGGUCCCAAAGAUGAAAGGACUCUGGAUCGCUCGGAAGGCGUGUCAAAAGGCUUUUACCAGAAGUAUCUCAUGAGAGUUUCCUUCGAACCUCAUCCGCAAUACGCGAACUUUAAGACUGGUCGAUUAUCCCAUCUACUUGAGCAGCGCCGGGACUCGAUGAGCGGCGAUGUGGCUCGUUUUCCGAACAAUGCCAAUCGCAAAGUGAGAUUCAAUGCACCACCUCACAUUGAUCCUAUAUCUUACAUGGACGGCGAGGAGCGUUCAGGGCGCCAUUCACGCACCGAACAAGUCAAAGCAUUGGUGUAUGUUAGCGAGGACUACACUACCGAUGGCUCCAUCAGAGAGGAGUACAUCGCGAGGAUGCAAAACGCCGUCAACGAUGCAGUAUCACUUGGUGUCUCUAAACCAUUUGUGAACAAAUACAUCGUCCCAUUUCUCGACUGCGAGCAAAUCUGGCACUUGUCCGAGAGAAAGUCUACAGAAAUACAUCACGAACAGCCCAGGAAGCUGCUUGAACUGGAAUCUGAGACAGAUGCUCAAACUAUCCUUAAUGAAGAGCCAAAGGAAGAGCAACCUGACGACAAACCUCCAGUGGAGAACAAAGUGGCGGACGUCUCAGGUUCGGCGACUGAUGAAAAGUCGAGUGACGUGGAUAUGAACGAAGAAACAAACCAAGAAGGUAAGAUCAACCUUGAUCACAUGUUUGAUGUAUUCGCCGCCCUUGUUUUCACCGCAUUCAAGGAGGAUGACCUGUCUGGGCAUAUCGAUCUGUCGAAGCUCAGAACAGAAAACCGUGACGAGAAUGGUGGCUCCAGCAUUUUUCCCACUGACUUAUUGGAAGCUGUUGAUAAGGUCAACCAAUCCACCGUAGACGGCAGUGGGAAAAAUAUUUAUGUUGUCAUUGUCAAACAGAAGGGUACAGAGGCUAAUUCUGGCUUCAGCGUCGCCUCAGCGUCUAAGGGGAUUCAAGUGGCUAAUGAGCUUGCUAUGAAAGACUUUAAAGAGUUGUGUGCGCUGAACGCAAAGCCAGUGGUGGAGGAAGAAGAGCCGGAUGUCGUGGUUGCCAAAGAGGGCUCUCCCGGAGAUUUGACCUGGAAGCUAGAAGAAGACGCUUAUCUUCGUCUCAGCAGUGCAAGACCUGGAGAGGAGCCUUGGUUGAUGGUAUGGGUGGAGUCAAAACAGCUGCUGGACUGUCGUUAG